Molecule: messenger RNA, 1081 nt
Organism: Chaetomium fimeti
Lineage: Eukaryota; Fungi; Ascomycota; Sordariomycetes; Sordariales; Chaetomiaceae
Exons: 1
Coding region: 176-802 (208 amino acids)
Source: RefSeq, a predicted model, not a curated record
GAGGAUCUCAACAGCUGUCUGGCUGCUUCCGCAAACAAAAACGAGACGUGCUUUCCGUUCCUACGUCAUCUGGCAGUCAUGACAUACAAAGCAGGCGGGGUUCUUGCGAAGGAGCACUGGACAAUUGGCUGGCAACGCGCGAUGCGGCCCGAUUGGGCACAUUUCACCUGCCGACAUGACGGGCAUAGAGGGGUCACUGCGAGAGACCCGUCGGCCCUUCCUUCACUCGGGCAACUUUGAGCCGUUUGCCUGCACGGAUUUCCCUGGCGUCCUUGAAGAAAAUGCAAGGGCGAGAUCAUCUCAACACCGAAAGGUCAGCAGAGAUGGCGCCUUCAAAGUGAGGUUAGUCGGAGCUAAAUUGAGACCCUCACACAACUCGCCCCACAGCAGCUGCAGUGCCAAAAAUAGACGGAGCCUGGGCCAGAAGUGUGGUGCAGUUUUGGUGGCUUGCUCUCUCGCCACAGACUGGCUGCACGUUCGUUCUGGGCUGAACGCGAAUUCCCUGGCCCUUGGAGCACACCAGACAUGCAAUGCAGCAGGACCGAAAUGUUCGACCAACGCCCGAGCGCGACCAAAAUCAGCUGCCGUUGGUUGCUGGGCCUCUGGGGUGAGCACGGCCAACAAACCAAGUUCAGCCACAGCCACAGCAGUUAUUUCGGUGGAGGAAAGGCGCGAAUCCUGGCAAGGCACCGAGAUAUCGGCCCCUGCACAACGCAGGGUUGGCAACGGAACUUCUUGGUUGGACCUGAGCUCGUUACACAGUACACUCGACUUGCAUGCAGACUUUGAGCUGCCCGUUUAGCCAUCAUCAUUGUCGGUUGUGUCGGUUGCUGGCCUCGCCGACGAGGUGAGAUGGCAAUCGUUGCUCCUCCCCUCGGAAAGUAGGGGUUCCGGCCAUGUGUUUUGUCAUUCUAGGACUUUUCGAUAUCGCCGUUGUGAUUGGAACAGGGAACGAGGCGCCGGAAGUCGACAUUGCGGGGGUCAGUUUUUGCGUGACAUGGCCUGAACCCUGAGCCCGCCCGUCUGUCACUCCGACCGCCCGACAAGGGCUUGACCCACACCGGACAUCUGGCUCGGCUCA